AAGAGAAGGCUUUUAUCGAGGCGGAAGUCUUUGGACUCCCCUGGAAUGGAGAAAGAACAUCUGGCUGAAGCUGAGAUCCAGAGACUGCAGAAACAGCUUCAGAUAGCAGCGAAGAAGAGGCAAUCUUAUGGUGAAAACGUGAAGCGCCAAAUGCAGGCUCAGGAGAAAGAAGUAGAGUCGCUGACUGAAGAACACAAAGAGGUGUUAUUAACACUGAAGCAGAUCACCUCCCAGAGAAAUGUGAUGCUGGAUGACAGAAAUCGCAAGGAGAUCCAGUGCCUUUUGCAGACCAAAUGCCAGUAUGAUUCUCUGAUUAGAGAGAGAAGAGCCCUGUUAGCUGACCUGGACAACCAGAUAUUAGAGCUAGAAAAAAAGAUUGCGAAUCAAAACCCGAUUGCAGUGAAGGCAAGGCAAGCGAAGAACAGCCAACGGCUGCAAAAGCAGAUUGAGACACUGGAGAAACGUCUAAACCAUGUCACCGUCCGUUACGAUACCAUCAUGACCCAGAAUAGAGAGCUCCAAGAGGAGGUCAAAAGCCUGCGAAUUCGGAAGGCUGUUUUGGACAACUUCUGCUUGAAGCUCCAUGAGAAGCUGAAUCAACAGAGGAGAAGGAUGAACGCUGCCAUUGAGCGAACUGCAGAAGCCUGCAAUCAGCGGUCGGAGAAUCUGACAAGGAUUGCAGAGAUGAAUAAAAGGCGCAACCAAGAAAUUAUCCAGUACAAUAUUGAGCUACAGCAGCGGAAACUUGACCGCAACCCGGAGUCCAAACUGAAAACCUUCAUGUUCACCAAGUUGACAGAUAGCUCUGAACGGGAGGAACAGGCCAAAAAGAGAAAAGCCUUGAAGGCAGCCCAGCGUGCAGAGGAGAUCGAAGGGGAGA
This is a messenger RNA of Apaloderma vittatum (bar-tailed trogon), 880 nucleotides long. It is a transcript of the gene CCDC63, whose product is annotated as coiled-coil domain containing 63. The transcript has 6 exons. The record is from RefSeq and is a predicted model, not a curated record. The annotation marks the transcript as partial. Gene Ontology annotation, biological process: outer dynein arm assembly; cilium movement. Gene Ontology annotation, cellular component: axoneme. Lineage: Eukaryota; Metazoa; Chordata; Aves; Trogoniformes; Trogonidae.